AUGUUGCUUGAUAUAAUGAAAAAAAAUAAAUGCAACGAGGUGUAUUUAAUAGCGGAAAUCGGUCAAAAUCAUCAGGGCUGUGUUGAAACAGCUAAAAAGAUGAUACUAACAGCAAAGAAAGCAGGAUGCAAUUGUGUUAAAUUUCAAAAAUCCGAUUUGAAAGCGAAGUUUACUCGCAGUGCCCUAGAUCGAAGAUAUAUAAGCGAUCACUCCUGGGGUAAAACCUAUGGGGAACAUAAAGAAUAUCUUGAAUUUACAAAGGAACAGUAUCGUCAGCUGCAAGCGUAUAGUAAUGAAAUUGAAAUUGAUUUCACAGCAUCUGCCAUGGAUGAGACAUCUCUGGAUUUUCUAUGCGAUUUAAAGGUACCUUUUAUAAAAAUUGGAUCUGGGGAUGCAAACAAUUUUCCACUUCUUACAAAAGCUGCUAAACUCAGCAUACCGUUAGUAAUAUCAACUGGAAUGCAAACUAUGUCGACAGUUGAUAAAAUCGUCGAAAUUAUGAGGCAGGCUGGCAAUAAUAAGUAUGCUCUAAUGCAUUGCGUCUCAGCCUAUCCGACACCAUCUAAUGACUGCAACAUACGUCUCAUCGCAACAUUAAUGCGACGUUUUCCCAAUGUUACUAUUGGAUACUCUGGCCAUGAGCUGGGUGUAGUCAUCACCCAAGCAGCGAUUUUGACUGGCGCGAGGAUAAUUGAGCGACAUUUUACAUUGGACAAGGGCCAAAAAGGGUCUGAUCACCGUUGCUCUCUCGAUCCCGAUGAGAUGCAGACGCUGGCCCGCAGCAUAGAUGAAUUUAAAUCUAAGGAUUACCUCUCCAUUUCAACCCGCAGUGCCACUGAAGUGAUUUCAAUCUUACGUGGCGGACAUCAGCUGGAACAAGCCCUCGAUGAAUCCAAUGCAAAUGAAAAAUAUAUUUUAGACAGCGAACUGCCUUGCCGCCUCAAAUUGGGCAAAUCAAUUGUCGCAUCUCGAAAUCUGCCCGAGGGACACAUAAUUCAAGCAGCUGAUAUUGCAAUAAAAGUCAGCGAGCCACCGGGUAUUUUUGCAGAGAAAUUUUUUGAAAUAAUUGACAAACAGCUGAAGCAGAGAGUUAAUGAAGAUGAGCCCAUAACUGAGCAUGCGUUGAGCAUAUAA
Messenger RNA from Drosophila hydei, 1134 nucleotides. RefSeq names its product sialic acid synthase (gene NANS). NCBI's taxonomy places the organism in Eukaryota, Metazoa, Arthropoda, Insecta, Diptera, Drosophilidae. The transcript has 2 exons. Gene Ontology annotation, molecular function: N-acylneuraminate-9-phosphate synthase activity. Gene Ontology annotation, biological process: carbohydrate biosynthetic process. Bases 1 to 1134 code for a protein of 377 amino acids. The record is from RefSeq and is a predicted model, not a curated record.